CCCCGGCGCUGACGUCAGCGCUCGGGCCCUCUUCCCCCUGUGUGUAAGAUGGCGGAGGCUGCUGCGGUUCCUCCGCACCGCUUCUUCUGUCACUGCUGUAAGGGCGAGGUGAGCCCCAAACUCCCGGAGUAUAUCUGCCCGCGUUGUGACUCUGGGUUUAUCGAGGAGGUGACGGAAGAUUCCAGUCUUCUGGACAGUGGAGCCAAUGGCCUUGAUGACACAGCUUCACAGUUUGCAGAGUUGUGGCAGCUGUUGUUUGUGGAGAGGCCGUUUACGGUGGACCUGGACAGCCCAGACUCGGAGCCACGGGUUCCUGGAGGCGGUGGGGGUUUGGGUCUGAGUGGGGGGCCGUUUGGAGGCUCGGUCCCCGGUGGGCUCGGCGGGGGGCUGGGAGGUCCUAUAGGAGGAGGAGAACACUGGGGGCCUGGCCGUCCACCACGCUUACACACUCAGAGGAGAUACCGGUCCAGAGGAAGCAGCCGGCCGGACCGAUCUCCAGCUGUUGAGGGAAUAGUACAACAGUUUCUUGCUGGACUUUUUGCCAAUUCUGGAGUUCCAGGUUCACCUCCACUGUCAUGGACGGGCAUGCUGCACUCGAAUCCUGGCGACUACGCCUGGGGACAGGGAGGAUUGGACGCAGUCAUUACACAGUUACUGGGUCAGUUUGAGAACACGGGUCCUCCUCCUGCAGAGAAAGAGAAGAUCUCGUCGCUCCCCACAGUCAUCGUCUCUCAGGAACAGGCCGACAGCAGUAUGGAGUGUCCGGUGUGUAAAGAGGACUACACGGUCGGAGAGCCGGUCAGGCAGCUGCCCUGUAACCACUUCUUCCACAGUGACUGCAUCGUACCCUGGCUAGAACUGCAUGAUACGUGUCCAGUGUGCAGGAAGAGUUUGAGUGGAGAGGACAGCAGCAGCACUCAGCCUCCGACAGAGCCAUCCCUAAACACUGACCCCCGAACACAGGAGAGAUGGUCCUUCUGAGAGACACACGCUCGCUUCGUCUCAUCACUGCUCUUUACCUGUCUGUCUCUCCCACAUCAGGGUCUGCCACUGUCUUAACACAGCCCCGCCCCUUUUUCUUUUUCUACUUUGUCUUUCUCUCAUGCUUUUGUCUCUUUUUCUCUCACUCCUACAUCUAUUACACUGUAAGCAGGUAAAAAUGAAAUCUGAUCUUUUUUAGUGGUGUGAAAUCACACUCUUUUGAUAUGUGGUAUUAAUCUGCGACUGGAGGCCAGGUCAGAAUUUAGGUUACUUUAAUGGGAAGGAGAAGGGUAAAUGGACAACAGCAGGGAGGGAGGGGUUCAGUCCAGAUAUUUGAGGUUUACCUUACUACCCCCCCCUCCCUCCACUAACAUGAAACAAGCCCUUUUUUGUUUGUUUAAAGGGACCCAUGGUCGCUGCUCCAUGUUUGUAAAAGGGCUGAACACAGCCACAGGAGGGCGCUGCUGCAGCAUCAAAACUAAAAAGUAUAAAAGAAGUGGAAGUUCUAAAUAAAGAUGCAAACAAAAGUGCUCGUGGGAAAUAACAAAAAUGGAAACUACAGUGAGCUAAAUGUACUUUGCAUCCAACUGCAGAUACUGGAACUCCUAAAGCUCCUGUGAUGCUGCAGAAUAAGAAACCAAAACUUUGUGAAGUGCUGCUCUUUAGCAUGCGUUUCAGUUUGGAAGCGUAAAAUGUUCAAUGUCUGUUAUAGAUCACAUUAAAAUAAUAGUGUGAACAGACUGAAAUGUAUCAGGUUUGGGGGUUCUCUCUCUCUCUCUCUGUCUCUCUCUCUCUCUCUCUCUGUCUCUCUCUCUCUCUGUCUCUCUCUCUGUCUCUCUCUCUGUCUCUCUCUCUGUCUCUCUCUCUGUCUCUCUCUCUGUCUCUCUCUCUCUCUCUGUCUCUCUCUGUCUCUCUCUCUCUCUCUCUCUCUGUCUCUCUCUCUCUCUGUCUCUCUCUCUGUCUCUCUCUCUGUCUCUGGUUGUGUCCACCGUGGCCUGUCCCUCAUCUGUGUUUAUUUACACCUGCACUACUUUUAUAUUCUGUUUCUGUAUGCGUAUGAUUUCACAUCUGCCUUCCUAGUUUUUACCACCAUCCAUCACAACUCCACCCACCCUUCCUAACACCACCAGCCUGCUGCAGCUGUAACCAGUAACAGAAUGUACAGUGCUCCUCUUCUCAUAAGGUCGAGCUGCACAGGUUUCUCUGCCCGCCGUGUCCACGGAUGUCCAGGUGUCUCCAUAUGCUGUUUGAUUCCUCCUUCUCUCUGAUGUUCUGUUGCUCUUAUUUUGAUCCAGUAUGUAUUUGAUCUGCUGUGGUGAGCAGUCGUGUGCUGUAGAUACAGCAGACUGAGCUGAGGAUAAUACACACUGGAUCAGCUCUAUGUCUGUGGUAUCAUACGGUCCCGUGUGGGUAUUUGAUUGGUUCUGCCUGCACCCUCUCUGGUGUAAAUAUCACACACAUCUGCGUCUGUACUCCUCCUCUCACUCUCAUCCCUUUCUUCUUCUGUAAAUAAUUUGUUUCAAAAACUCAUUUGAAGAAAAGCAAAAGCAUACUGAUAUGAAAACAAAUGAUGAUGAAUCCUUAAAUAUUAAAAUAUAUAUUAUAUAUAUGAUGUGUAUGAUGAUAAUGAUGAUAAUGGUAAUGAUUAUGAUGAUGUAUUAAUAAUAAAACUGAAUAAAAUCAGUUCUAUGUUGAUCUUGCUAAGACAGGCUUGCAUGAGUUCUGUGUUACUGGUUGUUUGUAUGAACAGUAACGACAGAUAUCGUCUGAUUUCACAUUUUUAUGAGCUAUUAAAAUGGUUUUCGGGUCAA
Astyanax mexicanus (Mexican tetra) is the source of this 2792-nucleotide messenger RNA. RefSeq names its product ring finger protein 115a (gene rnf115a). Gene Ontology annotation, molecular function: ubiquitin protein ligase activity. Gene Ontology annotation, biological process: positive regulation of DNA-templated transcription; ubiquitin-dependent protein catabolic process; protein ubiquitination. Gene Ontology annotation, cellular component: nucleoplasm; cytoplasm. The record is from RefSeq and is a predicted model, not a curated record. The coding region runs from base 49 to 981 and encodes 310 amino acids. Lineage: Eukaryota; Metazoa; Chordata; Actinopteri; Characiformes; Acestrorhamphidae. The transcript is spliced from 9 exons.